AGUUUAAGGGAAAGACUGACUUACGCGAGCGAAUCGCUGCUCCUGACUGUCAAUCAACCAGCCAACACAGGGAGCGAGAGACUGAAACUGGGAGGAAGGUCGGGGUGGGAAGAGAAAUCCCAGGUGAAAUUGCACCACACAGGCAGUGAAAAAUAACAACGGGAGGAACUCUAUUAAACCACGCUCCAGCUUAAAGUAGAGGGGUUUGUUUGGUCCGGAGACACAAUACCACUCUUUCCCAGGACGUCAAACUUGGCGAGUUUCAGUACAGCCUGCGGUUUUGGAAAGAGAAAACACAGGUCACUUCUGUGUAGGAAGAAAUCCUUCAGAUAGGAGCAGCACAACACGCCGAAUUGUACGGAAUACUUCGGUGGAAAGCGGGAAAAGAAAGUUUUCGUCACGUAUUUGUUCUUCAACGAAAGUGAUCCAGUGGUUUGAAUCAAGUUUCCCCCCCUCCACCUUCCAGUAAGAACUGAACAAGAGUCGUGUUUGGAAUUUGAGAGUCGGGCAACCGUGGGGACAGAAACGCGAGGGAGGAGUGUCGUUGCUCGCUUGUUACGCCCGGAACAAACGUCUCCACGGCAAGGAAAAAGAGCGAGAGGAUGAGCGGGGGAGAUAUCGUGUGUUCGGGCUGGCUGAGAAAGUCUCCGCCUGAGAAAAAGUUGAGACGUUACGCAUGGAAGAAAAGGUGGUUUGUUCUGCGCAGUGGGCGUCUCACUGGGGACCCGGAUGUGUUGGAGUACUACAAAAAUGACCACGCCAAGAAACCCAUCCGCGUCAUUGACCUGAAUCUCUGCGAGCAAGUGGAUGCUGGACUGACGUUCAACAAGAAGGACCUUGAGCACAGCUUCAUUUUUGACAUUAAGACCAUUGACCGGGUCUUCUACUUGGUAGCGGACACAGAGGAGGAGAUGAAUAAGUGGGUCAGAAGCAUAUGUGACAUCUGUGGGUUUAACCCUACCGAUGAAGACUCAGUGAAGCCCUCAAACCCAUCCAGCAGUAUGUCUGUGGAUGUACCACUGCAGCCUAGCCUGCCCAGCAUGGAUGCCUCACCCAUCAGCAGUGUGCCUCCACCCUAUCAGCCCGUCAGCAUCCGCCACCUGGAGCCCUCGACUAGCAUGGACUACCUGUGGCUGUCCAACUGCGAGAGCAAGAAGCCUGAGCCCGCCAGUCUAGCCUCGUCUUUCGCCACAGAAGAAGGCGACGAAGAGUACUUGCUCCUUGAGCAGUGCGAGAGCAAAAAGGCUCCCUCAGCCAGCCUGCCCCACGCGGACUCGUCCAAGUCCACCUCCUCAGAGACGGACUGCAACGACAACCUUCCCGCGCACAAGCCCCCGGCCGCCGCUGCCUCCAAACACGCCUCCGUCAACGGUUACUUUCCCCAGCCGCCCUGCCUCUACGACUCGCCCACGUCCCGCAGCGCCUCCCUCUCCGCGGAGUCCAGCCUGUACAGCCUCCCGCGCAGCUACUCCCAGGAAACGGUGCUGGCGCCCAAGGCUGCCUCCUCGCCUCCUGUGCAGGACCCCGAAUCCGGGGCGGAAGUCUACGUCUUCAACACGCCCUCCCGCAAAUCCUCUGUGGAGAUGCAGAUGAGGCAGGUCUCCAUCAGCUACGACAUUCCUCCCACCCCAGGCGGGGGCGCCACAUACCAGAUCCCCAGGACAUCUUGCCCUGAAGGUGCUGUGGUAGGACAAGCUUCCUCCCUACCGGAAGUACCCCCUCCUCGGCCCCCAAAGCCCUCCCUCACUGCCCCUUCUGAACGUUCCCCUACAGAAACUUAUGCCGCCCCCCGUUCUGCCUCCGAGAUGGACAAUAACUACUCCGUGCCCUCCAGUGCAGGAAGCAAGUCUUUACGCAGCAACACCAUCGCCAGCAUGGACUCGCGCCUGUGGAAAGAUUAUGGCUCUCAAGAUUUCUACGACAUCCCUAGACCAUUUGCUACAGACAGAAGCAGUUCGCUUGAUCUUAAUGAAAGCUUCAACAGUUACCUCAGAAAAAAAGGCAUGAUGCCGGUCGGCAGCACGUCGACUGAGGAAGUGGAUGCCAACUACGUUGCCAUGGACGCCAACUCCCCAUCCCAUCACCACUCCCACUCCGGCAGCCUGUCCGAGCCCAUACAGGAGCCCAACUACAUGUACAUGACGCCCGUCACCAUGGAGUUCCCCUCGCUGGGGAAGCAGGUCCCUCCGCCGGCGCACAUGGGCUUUCGCUCCAGCCCCAAAACACCCCCCCGGAGACCCGUCCUCAUCAGCGACUGCCAGCCGCCGCCUGUCGACCGCAACCUCAAACCGGACCGCAAGGGUCAGAGCCCUAAAAUAGUAAGAGCUAAACCGUUUGGUUUAGAGCGAACAGAUUCUCAAACCGUAGGUGAAUUCUCAAGACGACGUAAGGUGAAACCAGCUCCUCUGGAAAUAAAACCAUUGCCAGAGUGGGAGGAGCUGCCGGCUCCAGUCAGGUCCCCUGUGACAAGGACUUUCGCCCGGGAUCCCACCAGGUUCCCUAUGCCUCCAAGACCCCCGUCAGUGCAGAGCACCGCCUCCAGCACUGACUCCCACGACGACAGUGAUGAGAAUUAUGUACCCAUGGUCUCUAGCAUGCCUGCAGACGAACCACCUCAGAACAUGAAACUUUUGGCCCAGAUGAACACUGAUGGCGGCAGCAGUCCAAUGGUGAAACCGAAAGGUGACAAGCAGGUGGAAUACUUGGACUUGGACCUGGACCCGGGAAAAUCAACACCCCCUCGUAAGAAGAAGAGCAACGGGACGAGCAGCACCGCGUCGGAUGAGCGCGUGGACUACGUGGUUGUGGAUCAGCAGCGAACGCAAGCGUUAAAGGACACCCGGAAGGCCUGGAACGAUGGGAGGCAAUCGACAGAUUCUGAAACUCCUUCCAAAGGCGCCAAGUGAUUUCGGCCGUCCCCCUCCCACGAGCCGGUGCAAAGACCACUGCGGGCUGGACACUGCCGCUGCCGCACAACAGCACUGCUGGAAAGAGGCUUAAAGGAACACUAAGGCAUGGGCUCUCGUUGGUGAAAGACAAAGGAAAUAAAAAAGAGUUUCAGCAUUUUGUUUACAGUACCGCCUAUCUGAACUCUGCUCUUUGCUUCAAUGUUCUGAACACAACACAUCCAGCUCUGCCUUCCUGUUGGCAUGUCACAGCAUGGUGGAAGAACUCUGCCCGCUUUCUUCAUGCUGGAAAAGACGCCAAUGCAGCCGGGGACUUUUGGACCAGUGGGCACUUCAUUGUGUUUUCCUUGACGUUUCUUUUUUUAAAAAGGCCACUCACUGUUCUGUCAGAUGCUAUAGUUGUCCUUUUUUUUUUCUUGAAAUCUUAAUAUGCGCACUCAUUCGCACACACUUGUACACAGGUUGAUUCACUUUCUUUCCCUUAUUCUUUGUGGGGGAGGUUCUUAGAUUCACUUCUUUACAAGAAAAACUUGGCUAGGUCACGUUCAAAGUUUGGGGAGGGGGGGGAUGACAAAAAUCACUUUCUGUUUUCCGAUUCAUUCUAGGACAUCACAGUUGGAUCCAGCUGCAAAUAUUCUUACCUGCUUCAUGUCCUUAAAGUUGCUUCCUAAUGCAGCUUUAAAUUCAGAAUAAGUUUCUUUGUUUUGUAGAAAAUGCAAUUUUGCUUCAAAGGUGUAAAAAUAACAUUUCUUCACUUCCUUAUUCCUUUCAUAUAAAUGCAUCCCAUUUGCUCAGACAAAAGUGUGAGUAGUCUAAGUUAAAAUAAUCUAUAUUACUGAAAGUGUCCUUUAAGUGUACUGAAUCUACUAUGCGAAAGCUAAAGUGUGGAUUCUGCAGGAAAGAAUCCCGCACCUACUGAGAUGGUGGUUUCGGAUUUAUAAUCUGAAUUAUGAAAAUGAUGGAAUUGAUUUAACUGUGACAGCUUUUUAAUGGGAAGUUUUUAAGCUUUCUGUUAGUUAUGCAAGGUAUCAAACUCUAAAGAAAACAAGAUCAGGUACUCAUAAUUACUAAUACAGCUAUCCAUUUAUAAUUUAUUUUUUUAAAGUAGUCAGGUGUUCUUAUAACCAGUAGUGAUCUUGCAAUCUAUGCGCUACUGAUUGAUAUAAGUUUUGUGAUCUGUAAACUGUUUAUUAAUGCUCAGAAAAUGUGCUGUAAAAGAUGCCUUCUUAACAAGUGCCAGUUAUUUUAUUUUUGCAUCAGCAAUGUAUUUUUAUUCUUCAUUCCUUUAUCUAGGUGACUUUUUCAAGAUUAACACUUUUUCUUUUCCUAUUAAAUCAUUUUAAUUUAUUUUGUAUUAAUUUGCUUUACAGUUUUUCCCCCUUUGGGACUGCCUUAUCUAGAUGAUGUUGUUGAUGUCUGCUGUAAAUAAGAAAAACACAUCUGCCUAAACUACUUACGUACUUAUCUUACCGUCUGUACAUAUAUUACAGUACCUUUACUAACUUCUCUGUACUUAAACCUUGAACACGCAGAAGCGUAUGUCUUGCUUUGUCCUGAAAAUCUUAGCUUUCCUGUACAUAAUUGCUCUACUAUUCCAGCAUGUACUCUUCGAGAACUGUGCCUAUAAUGAACUGAAGAUUUGUUUCCAAGUGGCUUAAUUUUCCUCCUCUUCUGCAGAAUUUACUGGUUACAUGACAGACAACAAAUCUUUAUGCUUUGUAUCUUUUUUAAAUAAAUCAAAAGACAAGUGUACAUUUUAAAGUAAAUAAACAAGAGCGUUAUGCAUUCUAAA
Messenger RNA from Lepisosteus oculatus (spotted gar), 4698 nucleotides. It is a transcript of the gene gab1, whose product is annotated as GRB2-associated binding protein 1. Gene Ontology annotation, cellular component: cytoplasm. The record is from RefSeq and is a predicted model, not a curated record. Gene Ontology annotation, biological process: signal transduction. Gene Ontology annotation, molecular function: signaling adaptor activity. NCBI's taxonomy places the organism in Eukaryota, Metazoa, Chordata, Actinopteri, Semionotiformes, Lepisosteidae.